UGCAUUCUGUCCGCACAAAUUUUUCCUCAACUCCGCUUCUCAGCUAAUAUCCUAAUUUCAGUGAUUCUUAAUGUUGUAUACAACAGGGGGAAGGUGGCAGGCGUCUGACUGGGAAAAGUUGUAAAUUGUUUUUGUCUCUUGUGUUUGUGUCUUGUUGUGUUGUGUGUGGGUGUGUGUGUGAAGACGGGGAGAGUGACAGAAAAUGGGGGCGUGGUUAUGAAGGGUAUUGGGUCUGGAGCGGCUCUUCCACGCAGUAGUCUACACGCAUUUGACGUCCAAUGCUCGGACUGGGAGGAUCCGUUCCAGCCUUCAACCGUGUAACAUUAAUCACCGAUUCUACUUAACGAGGUGAGCCUUUGGCUCCGAGCGUGCUAGCCAAUAGCAAUGCACCACCCAAGCAAUCCCACAAGCAGUACGUUGCACCUGGUUGCUGCGGAUAUGAGUGAAAUCAUGGAGAAUCUGGACACACGUGAGCUGGACCUAGCAGAUGGGGAAUAUGACACUACUGAUUCUAAACCUCCAGAGGAGCGACAGGGUUUUGCAUCCAUCUACAAUACUGUGGGGUUUAAGGAAGCAGAAGGCAAGGUGUUCCUCUCCUCACCCAUCACUGCGAAGAUUCUAGCCGUGGAGAGAUUUACCUCAGCGCAAGACCGCUUUAAUAUUACCACACAGCGCAGCGUCAACAAGAGUCUUCCUGCAGUGUUUAAGAUUGAGCUGAGACAUGGAGAGUUCGUCUGGGUGGUCAAGAGAAAGGAGAAACACUUCAUGGAGCUCCACAGGGAGCUGCUGCGAUACAAGACCUUCAUGAGGAUACCUCUACCAUCUCGCAGCCACACAGUGAAGAGACAUAGUGUUUACAAGUCAGAGAUCAGGGCCAUGCCCAAUCUACCAAGGGGAGGUGGGGACGAGCUAGUGCGGGAAGAACAGGUGUCAAGCAGGAGGAAAGCGUUGGAGGAUUACCUGAACAAGCUGCUGAAGAUGCCUAUGUACAAAAACUACCAUGCUACAAUGGAGUUUAUAGACGUGAGUCAGCUGUCCUUCAUCCAUGACCUGGGUCCUAAAGGCCUGGAAGGGAUGGUGCACAAGCGUUCUGGCGGACAUCGCAUCCCGGGACUGAACUGCUGUGGUCACAGCAAGAUGUGCUAUCGCUGGUCCAAACGCUGGUUGGUGGUGAAGGACUCAUUCCUCCUCUACAUGAAGCCAGACACAGGAUCCAUUUCCUUUGUUCUCCUGGUGGAUAAGGAGUUCAGCAUCAAAAUGGACUCCAAAGACACAGAGACCCAACAUGGAGUACGUAUCGACACCCUUUCCAGGUCCCUGGUAUUGAAAUUCAACAGCUACAGACAUGCUAGGUGGUGGGGUCAGGCCAUUGAGGGCUUCGUCAAGAAACAUGGCUCCGCCUUCCUGACCGACCAUCGCUUUGGCUCCUUCGCCUCCCCAAAGCACAACAUCCCUGCCAAAUGGUAUGUGAAUGGGAAAACCUACAUGGAGGAUGUGGCUGAUGCCCUGGAGGAAUCCAAAGAGGAGAUCUUCAUCACUGACUGGUGGCUGAGUCCCGAGAUCUUUAUGAAGCGUCCCGUUGUCGAGGGAAACCGCUGGCGCCUUGACUACAUCCUUAGACGCAAAGCGCAACAGGGGGUUCGUAUCUUUGUGAUGCUUUAUAAAGAGGUGGAGCUUGCUCUGGGCAUCAACAGUGAAUAUAGCAAGAGAACACUGAUGCACCUACAUCCCAAUGUCAAGGUGAUGCGUCACCCAGACCAUGUCUCAUCCUCCGUCUACCUGUGGGCGCAUCACGAGAAGAUCGUUGUCAUCGACCAAUCAGUGGCCUUCGUGGGAGGGAUCGACCUGGCGUACGGCCGCUGGGAUGACAGAGAGCACCGCCUGACGGACGUGGGGAGUGUCACGCGCUCUGUGGCACUGGAGCAGGUGGAAGGUCCCCCCUUAAAUAAUGGUUUGGCCCCUAGCAACGGGCACGGUGCUGCCUCCAUGGUGACGGACUCGAUGGACCAGCCCAAGUUGAAGGGGCAGGGGAGGAUCCGGAGGUCUCGCUUCAGCCUGAAAAGACACCUGCAGAAACAUGUACUGGCCCACGCCGACUCUGACAGUGUGGAGAGUUUAGAAGAGAAAACCGGCUCCGUUCAGAGCUUGCAAACAGAAGUAGGAGGAGUCGGAGAGCUGGUCGGAAACACGAGGUUCUGGCACGGGAAAGACUACUGCAACUUUGUGUACAAAGACUGGAUCCAACUGGACAAGCCCUUUGACGACUUCAUCGACAGACACACCCACCCCAGAAUGCCGUGGCACGACAUGGGCUCCGUGGUGCAUGGCACUGCCGCCAGGGAUGUGGCCAGACACUUCAUCCAGCGCUGGAACUUCUGCAAGAUAAUGAAACCUAAGUAUCGCUCUCUGUCCUACCCGUACCUGUUGCCCAAGUCACACACCACCGCCGGAGAAAUCAGAUACCAGGUGCCCGGCUGCAUCCCUGCAAAUGUACAGAUCUUGCGGUCGGCGUCUGACUGGUCUGCUGGUAUAAAGUACCCUGAGGAGUCCAUCCACAACGCCUACGUCCACGCUAUCAAGGCCAGCCAGCAUUACAUCUACAUAGAGAACCAGUUCUUCAUCAGCUGUGCUGAUAACAAACAUGUCUUCAACAAGAUUGGAGAUGCCAUCGCUGAACGCAUCAUCAAGGCCUAUAGGGAGGGCAAGCGGUUCCGUGUGUACGUGGUGACACCCCUGCUGCCGGGCUUUGAAGGAGACAUCAACACGGGUGGAGGCAGUGCCAUCCAGGCUGUCAUGCACUACAACUACAGAACUAUGAUCAGAGGAGACUGCUCCAUCACAUCCCAGCUGAAGAGAGAGAAGUGCCUGUUGUUUUGUGUGCGCGUCUCAGUGGACGACCAGUGGAUGAACUACAUCUCGUUCGCCGGUCUGAGGACCCACGCUGAACUGGAGGGACGCCUGGUCACGGAGCUCAUCUACGUCCACAGCAAGAUGCUCAUUGUAGACGACGACACCGUCAUCAUAGGUUCGGCCAACAUCAAUGACCGCAGCAUGCUGGGAAAGCGCGACAGCGAGGUGGCGGUGGUCGUUGAGGACUCCGAGACUGUUGCCUCUGUGAUGGAUGGACAGAAGUACCAGGCCGGUCGCUAUGCUCUGACCCUGCGCCUGGAGUGUUUUAGGACUAUUCUGGGCGCCCACAAUGAUCUGACGAUAGAUGUGUCUGACCCUGUGAGUGAUCACUUCUACAAGGACAUUUGGAUGACCACCUGCGCUCGCAACGCCACCAUCUACCAGAAGGUGUUCCGGUGCCUUCCCUCCAGUGAUGUGAGGAGCAUUCUAGAACUGGAAGGGUACCUGGCAAAGCCGGGUUUGGAAAGGGAAGAUCCCACACGCGCACACGAGGAGCUGAAGAAGAUUCGCGGCUUCCUAGUCCAGUUUCCACUCUACUUCUUGUCCGAGCAAAAUUUACUUCCUCCGAUUGGCUCGAAAGAAGCCAUGGUCCCCAUGGAGGUUUGGACCUGAGAGAGAGACCGGAGACUUCACACCAGCACACACACACACCCUACACAUUCUACAUCCGGAUUAAUACGCUGAUUUGCAGUGUGUGCCUGAAAGCCAGACAGCACCUUCAUGUUUACAUAAGAAGGAGAAGAGUAGAGAGGAGGGAUUAAUGGUGUGACCUGACCCAGGCAUGUCUGUGUAUACCUGAAGGGUUACCAUUGUACUGUAAAUGACUCUGUGUGACGGUUCUUUACCAUUUACUAACACUAUGCAACACUAAGGGCUUAAAGAAUGCAGAUCAGGAACUUGUUGUGUAGAUAUUUAAAUGAAAACAAGCCAAGGCUUGAUGACACUGAUCUAAGACAGUAAAAGAGAGGGACAGAAAGGGCUGGAGAAAAAGCGCAACGACUGAUAUUGGAGGCAAAGAGACUUUUGGACUCUGGGAGGGAGGUGAGAGAGGAGGGUCUGAGCCCAUGCCAUGCAUCUCAGCUCGACAUCAACAUUUCUUUACCUUAACCCAAAUACACUAAAAAAAAAAUUGCAUGAGCUCAAUCCGAUCCGAUAUAUUUGGGUAGAUGGGAAACUUCACUGAGAUCGUGUUAAUGAAUUUUGGUUAGGUUACUGGUGAGUUGUCAAAGGGCCACGUGGUGCAUUCUGGGAAACUGUACGAACUAGAACUUUACAACUUAAAGGAGCAAAUGUCAAUUGGAUGCUAGCUCAUGGAACCAACAUAAGCACUAUAUAUAUUUUAGUUUUUUUUAAACAACUGUAUUUUUUUCAGAGACGUGUAACUUAUUAUUUGUAAUGUGGUAUGGUUUUGGAGUUGUGACAUUAUGUACAUUCAACUUUCUUGACUAUCCUGGUUCUCUACAAGGGAUUUCUGGUCGAUUAGCUUAGCAAAUGCAUGACGGCAUAAGACAACGUAAGCACUAUUGGUUAACACUGAUUGACAGGAGCGUAAUUCUUUGCUGCAUUAACUGACCAAUAAGAUUAACACCUCCACUUUUCUCUAAUAUCUCUAACUCAACACAAGUGCCAAUUAUUGAACAUGUUAAAGCAACAGACCUUCUAUCACAUUUCUUAUUCCUCAUUCUGCGGAUUCCAGAAUGUUACCUUAAUAACCACCCUUUACUAGUGUGGCUUUAGGUCUCUCUACAUGCCCGGACACUCUUUAAAAUAACAGUCCCCAAGAUCUCCCAUAUAUCCUUGUUCUGUAUGAUACUCUUAGCAUUCUAAUUCUUAGCAUUCAUAACUGCAUUUGCACAUUUAAAAUGAAAAAAUGUAAAGCAAUUGAGAUAUCGCCGCACGUUUAUGAUAACUUUUCAUACAGUCAUUAGAAAGCUAGCCGGGGUCGGCGCAUUUAAAACUAGGCCUGGUAUGUGUUUAGUUCAUACGCCACCUGGCAAUAAAUUACUGGACUGUGGUCACGAGCAAAAUACUCCUGACGAUUCUGGUACGAGAGGCGUUCUAGGGAGUAAUUUGUAGCUGUCUAGAGAGCAGAUAGUACCGACCAAAUCGCGACGUUGUUACUCUGUCUGCUGGUCUCCGUCUGUCCUUUUCUUUCUUCCCUCUCUCCCUUGUUCCAUUUCUCUGUUUUGUUUUAUGUUUCUCAGCCUGUUUUCUAUGAAUUUGCACGUUUUUGCACAGACUGUCCCGAAUAAGGAUCUAUGAUGUAUUAAAUUAUUUGUCCAUUGUUGAGAUGAAUAUUAACUAUUAAACGUAUCUGAUUUUC
Esox lucius (northern pike) is the source of this 5233-nucleotide messenger RNA. It is a transcript of the gene pld1b, whose product is annotated as phospholipase D1b. The transcript is spliced from 26 exons. Bases 385 to 3522 code for a protein of 1045 amino acids. Gene Ontology annotation, biological process: phosphatidic acid biosynthetic process; regulation of microvillus assembly; intracellular signal transduction. NCBI's taxonomy places the organism in Eukaryota, Metazoa, Chordata, Actinopteri, Esociformes, Esocidae. Gene Ontology annotation, molecular function: phosphatidylinositol binding; D-type glycerophospholipase activity. The record is from RefSeq and is a predicted model, not a curated record.